AUGGCGUUCAACUCAACCACAUACAGCACCGCUAGCUCAGACAUUUCCACACCACGGUCGUCCAGUCCCUCGUACUCCGUUAACUCUGCCCGGUCCUCCUCGUCCUCCGUGUCCAAACGCAUGUCCAUAUCUUCCCGGCGGUCCCUUUCCCAGUUCAACCCAAUGUCUUCCGUCGACAUCCGCGCCAUCGAAGCUCAAAUGAAAAUGGCUUCCCUCGACGGUCUUCGUGGAUACUCCCAAAACCACUACGGCGAGGUCCAACAAUACAGGAAUACAGACUACGUGCCCAAGUCGUCGGCCUGUGGUUACCAAGUCCUACGAGAGCCCCUCUGGAACAAAGGCCUCUCUUUCACACCAGAAGAACGAGUAUCCAAGAACUUGACUGGAUUAAUCCCACACGCCAUGGAGAGCGUCGAGACUCAGGUUGCGAGGUGCAUGAAGAUGAUCAACACCAGGACGACGAACAUCGACAAGUACCUCUACCUGUCCUCCCUGAAGGAUCAGAACAUCGACCUUUUCUACCGUGUUCUCAUCGACAAUGUCCGCGAGCUCAUGCCUUUGGUCUACACGCCCACAAUUGGCGAUGUCUGCCUGCAGUACUCUACUUUAUAUACUCGCCCCGAGGCUCUGUAUAUCUCCAUCAAGCAGCGAAAGUCAAUCAAGACAAUUCUCCGCAAUUGGCCAUACCCCAGUCCCGAGAUUUGCGUCGUAACUGACGGAUCUCGUAUCCUUGGUUUGGGAGAUCUCGGUGUCAAUGGUGUUGGUAUUUCUAUUGGCAAGCUAGCCCUGUACACCGGAGCUGCAGGUAUCCACCCGGAGAAGACCCUGCCAAUUGUAUUGGACUGUGGUACAGCAAACGAGGAUAACCUCAAGGACCCAUUCUACCUCGGUCUCCGUGCCAGGCGACCAGCUCCUGCCGUCAUGGAGGAGUUCAUGGAUGAGUUCAUGGAGGCCGUCCACGAGGUCUUCCCCAACAUGCUGGUUCAGUUUGAGGAUUUCGAGACCGAGAAGGCUUUCAACUUCUUAGAACGUUACCGCAACCAGUACAAGUGCUUCAAUGACGAUAUCCAGGGCACUGGUGCGGUUGUUCUUGGCGGUUACAUUGGCGCUGUCAACCUCUCUGGCGUCCCGAUAGAAGAGCAACGCCUUGUCUUCAUGGGCGCUGGCUCUGCCGGUGUUGGUGUUGCCAAGCAGAUGGUCGAGUACUACACCCGACGAGGACUCUCGGAACAGGCCGCAAAGGACAAGUUCUGGCUCGUCGACACCAAGGGUCUCGUGACACUCGACCGUGGUGACAAGCUCGCCGAGCACAAGAAGUACUUCGCUCGUACCGACAAUAAUGGCCACCAGUUCCGAAGCCUGGAGGAGGUCAUUGAGUACGUCCGCCCAUCUGCGCUCGUCGGUCUUACUGCUACGUUCGGAGUCUUCACGGAAUCCGUUGUUCGAGCUUUGAAGGCCUCCGUUGACGCUGGUGGCGUCGGACGCCGGCCCAUCCUGUUCCCGCUCAGCAACCCCCUUACCAAGGCGGAGUGUACCUUUGAGCAGGCCAUCCAGUGGACCGAGGGCACAGUCAUUUUCGCCUCGGGCUCUCCGUUCUCGCCCAUCUCCAUCAAGACGACCGAGGGCGCAGUAACGUACUACCCCAAUCAGGGUAACAACGUUUAUGUCUUCCCUGGUCUCGGGUUGGGUGCCAUCCUUGCCAAGGCAAGCAAGGUCACUGAUGAGAUGGUUUACAUCUCUGCCUCUUCUCUGUCAGAAUCCCUCAACGCCGAGGAGAUCCACAAGGGUCUGAUCUACCCUCGCAUUGAGCGUGUCAGAGACGCAAGUGUCAUUGUGGCUCGCGAAGUCAUGAAGGCAGCUCGUCGUGAAGGCGUCAGCGAACUCCCGGAGUCCCAAUGGGUUGAGUGGGAAGAGUGGGGCGAUGUCGCCUUGACCAAAUGGAUCAAGGACCGCAUUUACGACCCCCUCAAAUAG
This is a messenger RNA of Neoarthrinium moseri, 1974 nucleotides long. RefSeq lists its product as uncharacterized. Gene Ontology annotation, cellular component: mitochondrion. The transcript is spliced from 3 exons. The coding region runs from base 1 to 1974 and encodes 657 amino acids. NCBI's taxonomy places the organism in Eukaryota, Fungi, Ascomycota, Sordariomycetes, Amphisphaeriales, Apiosporaceae. Gene Ontology annotation, biological process: malate metabolic process; pyruvate metabolic process. The record is from RefSeq and is a predicted model, not a curated record. Gene Ontology annotation, molecular function: malate dehydrogenase (decarboxylating) (NAD+) activity; NAD binding.